AUGGACUCUCUGGCUCUAUUAAGCAUCCUAGAGGACCCCGAUCUCUUUAGAGAAAAAGCUGGGGAUAUACGAAAAGAUCUUUUAGCACACAUUAAGGCUCAAGAUAUCACCGUGAAACAGGUACAUGAUGACUUAGAAACAUCGAGAACUGCCAACAAGGCUUUCAAGCAGGCAUUAUCUGAAAUUGGUACUGUGGUUAUUUCAGUCGCUAUGGGAGAUUUGAGCAAAAAAGUGGAAAUCCACACCGUUGAACUGGAUCCUGAAAUCUUGAAGGUCAAGAUCACUAUCAAUACAAUGAUGGAUCAAUUACAGGCGUUUGCUAAUGAAGUCACGAAGGUGGCAACCGAAGUCGCCAAUGGAGAAUUGGGGGGCCAAGCGAAAAACGAAGGCUCAGUCGGAAUCUGGAGAUCUUUAACUGAUAAUGUGAAUAUUAUGGCUUUAAAUUUGACUAAUCAAGUUAGAGAAAUUGCUGAUGUUACUAGAGCUGUUGCUCGUGGUGACUUGUCUAGGAAAAUUAAUGUUCAUGCCCAAGGAGAAAUCUUACAAUUACAAAUGACUAUUAACACUAUGGUGGAUCAAUUGAGAACUUUUGCGUUUGAAGUGUCCAAGGUUGCUAGAGACGUCGGUGUCUUGGGUAUUUUGGGUGGUCAGGCUUUUAUUGAAAAUGUUGAAGGUAUUUGGAAGGAAUUAACUGAUAAUGUGAAUGCUAUGGCCUUGAAUUUGACGACCCAGGUUAGAAAUAUUGCUAAUGUGACUACUGCUGUUGCGAAAGGUGAUUUGUCUAAGAAGGUUACUGCGGAUUGUAAAGGUGAAAUCUUGAAUUUGAAAUUAACUAUCAAUCAAAUGGUGGAUCGAUUACAGAAUUUUGCUCUAGAAGUUACAACAUUGUCCAGAGAAGUCGGUACAUUGGGUAUUUUGGGAGGGCAGGCGAAUGUUCAAGAUGUUGAAGGUGCAUGGAAAGCGGUGACAGAAAAUGUGAAUCUAAUGGCAACUAAUUUGACAAACCAAGUCAGAUCUAUUGCUACGGUUACGACUGCGGUCGCCCAUGGUGAUUUAUCUCAGAAGAUUGAUGUCCAUGCCCAAGGGGAAAUUUUACAGUUGAAGAAUACCAUCAAUAAGAUGGUGGAUUCUUUACAAUUGUUCGCUCUGGAAGUUUCCAAAGUCGCAAGAGAUGUCGGUAUUAAUGGUAAGUUAGGUAUUCAAGCCCAAGUCAGUGACGUUGAUGGACUUUGGAAGGAAAUUACUUCUAAUGUCAAUACUAUGGCUUCAAAUUUGACGUCACAAGUGAGAGCGUUUGCUCAAAUUACUGCAGCAGCUACAGAUGGUGAUUUCACGAGAUUUAUUACUGUUGAAGCAAGUGGUGAAAUGGAUGCCUUGAAGACAAAGAUCAAUCAAAUGGUGUUGAAUUUGAGAGAAUCUAUUCAAAGAAAUACUGCUGCAAGAGAAGCUGCAGAAUUAGCCAAUAGUGCUAAAUCUGAAUUCUUAGCAAACAUGUCUCAUGAGAUUAGAACCCCAUUAAAUGGUAUUAUUGGUAUGACCCAAUUGUCCUUGGACACUGAGUUGACUCAAUAUCAAAGAGAAAUGUUAUCUAUUGUCCAUAAUUUGGCCAAUUCACUUUUGACAAUUAUUGAUGAUAUAUUGGAUAUCUCAAAGAUCGAAGCCAACAGAAUGACUGUGGAGCAAAUCGACUUCUCUUUGAGAGGAACAGUAUUUGGUGCUUUGAAAACUUUAGCAGUAAAGGCAAUUGAGAAAUCUUUAGAUUUGACUUAUCAAUGUGAUUCAUCCUUCCCAGAUAAUUUAAUCGGUGAUUCAUUUAGAUUAAGACAAGUCAUUUUGAACUUAGCAGGUAAUGCUAUCAAGUUUACUAAAAGAGGUAAAGUUAGUGUUUCAGUUAAGAAAUCAACGAAAUCAACGAUCGAUGGAGAUCAUAAUAAUAAUGAAAAGUUAUUAUUGGAAGUUUGUGUGAGUGAUACUGGUAUUGGUAUCGAGAAGGAUAAACUUGGCUUAAUUUUUGAUACUUUCUGUCAGGCAGAUGGUUCUACGACCAGAAAAUUUGGUGGUACAGGAUUGGGGCUUUCUAUUUCUAAACAAUUAAUUCAUUUGAUGGGUGGUGAAAUUUGGGUUACCUCUGAUUACGGUGAAGGUUCCAACUUUUACUUUACUGUUAGUGUGUUUCCUUCUAACAUUAGAUAUACUAGACAAACCGAACAAUUAUUACCUUUUAGUUCCCAUUAUGUGUUAUUUAUUUCUACUGAACACACAGAUGCACAAUUGGAAGAAAUCAAGAAUGGUAUAAUAGAAUUGGGAUUGAACCCAAUUUUUGUUAGGGACAUCUCAGACGCCAAUUUGGAAGAGCCAGUGAAGUAUGAUAUCAUUAUGAUUGAUUCUAUUGAAAUAGCUAAAAACUUAAGACUAUUACCAGAAGUGAAAUACAUUCCCUUGGUCUUGUUACAUCAUUCCAUUCCAGAAUUAAACAUGAGAGUUUGCAUUGAUUUGGGUAUCUCCAGCUAUGGUAAUACUCCUUGUUCGAUAACAGAUUUGGCAAGUGCAAUAAUACCUGCAUUGGAAAGUAGGUCUAUUUCUCAAAAUACAGAUGAAUCUGUUUCUUAUAAGAUUCUUUUAGCUGAAGACAACUUAGUUAACCAGAAGUUGGCUGUUAGAAUUUUAGAGAAGCAAGGACAUCAAGUCGAAGUUGUCGAGAAUGGGUUGGAAGCUUAUAAUGCCAUCAAGAAGAAUAAGUACGAUGUAGUCUUAAUGGAUGUUCAAAUGCCUGUAAUGGGGGGUUUUGAAGCUACAGAAAAGAUAAGACAAUGGGAAAAGAAGUCUAAUCCUAUUGACUCUUUAUCUUUCAGAACUCCAAUUAUUGCUUUAACAGCUCAUGCUAUGUUGGGUGAUCGUGAAAAGUCUUUAGCAAAGGGAAUGGAUGACUACGUGUCCAAACCUUUGAAACCAAAGCUUUUAAUGCAAACAAUAAGCAAGUGUAUUCAUAAUAUCAGGCAAUUGAAGGAAUUAUCAAAGCAGAAUAAUAGAACCUCAGACUUGGCCAAGAACUUGAAGAAAGGAUCUAUAAAGAGUGGUGAACAUUCUACCACAAACCUCUUGUCUGGAAUUACAUCAUCACCAAAUGGAAAUGUAAAUGGUGGUGGAUCUACGGGGUCGACUACUCCAAUAUUGUACGACAGUAGUUAUUCGGGCUCACCGGGGACAAAGAAAAGUUCAAUGGACAAUGGAAACGGAAUCAGCUCUAGACCUGGCCAGCUCUCUGCUCAAAAUAGAUCAGUUACUGAAAGUAGCAUAAUUUUCAAUUCUAGACCAACAGAAAAUGAAGAACAACCACCAAAGUUUGAAUAUUUGGAUUAA
Molecule: messenger RNA, 3360 nt
Organism: Dujonia railenensis
Lineage: Eukaryota; Fungi; Ascomycota; Pichiomycetes; Serinales; Debaryomycetaceae
Source: the annotation of a GenBank genome assembly